CAAAAUUUCCGCGCAGCCGCUGAAGAGAGAGAGAAAGGGAGAGGUCUACAUGGAAUCUAAAAAAAAGAAUAUCCCACCGAAGCCCUCCGCGGCCGCCGCCGCCGCGACUAACGCGAGAUUGGAGGCGGAAGCUCUUUCGAAACCUGGUUCGUUAUUCAAGCAUCAUUCAUGGUCUCCUGAUAUUCUCCGUGAUGAGGUCUGGUCUCGACGGAAACAGCAGCAAAAAUUGCGUGAUAGCCGCCGUUGUAAAAGCGUAUCAGAUGAAGACCUCAACGAACUUAAAGCCUGUUUCGAGUUAGGUUUCCGAUUCGAUUCGCCUGACGUAGAUCCUAAGCUAUGCGAUACUUUUCCUGCUCUGGAGAUGUUUAACACAAUCAACAAGAUGUAUAAUAGAAGUUUAUCGAUAUCUUCUUCCUCAUCGUCGACGACUGUAACGGAUUGUGGAUCUCCGUUGUCGACGGAUGCCGUGGAACCUUCUAGCACUAUAUUUGAUUCAGGAGAUGAUAAUCCGAAGAAGGUGAAAGCGAGAUUGAAGCAAUGGGCUCAGCUGGUUGCUUGUACGAUUCAUCGUAUAUAUUCUUCUUCUUCAUCAUCUUCUUCUGUAGUUCUAAUGGAUUUGAUAUUUGCUUCUUCAUCAUUUGAUUCAGCUGACUUAAUUAAUUGA
Molecule: messenger RNA, 664 nt
Organism: Impatiens glandulifera
Lineage: Eukaryota; Viridiplantae; Streptophyta; Magnoliopsida; Ericales; Balsaminaceae
Exons: 3
Coding region: 50-664 (204 amino acids)
Source: RefSeq, a predicted model, not a curated record